Molecule: messenger RNA, 659 nt
Organism: Cryptomeria japonica (Japanese cedar)
Lineage: Eukaryota; Viridiplantae; Streptophyta; Pinopsida; Cupressales; Cupressaceae
Exons: 2
Coding region: 169-525 (118 amino acids)
Source: RefSeq, a predicted model, not a curated record
UGUGCACACAAAAAAUCUGAUUGCAAACAGUUCAUUCAAUUUAGGUAUACUUUUUCUGCACAGUAGUCUGAAACUUUGUUAGUCAUUGUUUAAAAGACAGCAAUGCAAUACAUUGAUAGCAUUUAACUGUAAAUGUGCAUGAUAAUUAGAGUAGCAAAAACAUAGACAAUGGAGAAUGACAAGCUCUGUGACCAAACAGAAGUUGAAUGGGAGGCGAUUCUCCAGCAAUUGCCUGAGUUGCCAGGAAUUUGCCUUGACGAUUUUCUGCUCCCUCUCUCAACUGACGGACAGCCCGCCGGUUUAUUAUCAUUGCCGUCUUUUGACGAAGAUGGAGAGGAUGGUGGGGGUUUUAUCGACAUAAACUCCUUCCUUGGAGAUUCCAGCGAGGAUAAAGAAAUCCAGCUGGGCGUCUACGUGGAUAGCGGUAUGAACGGAGGUCAGUUUCUGGCAUGGCAAGCAGCAGUGGAAAAACAAGAAGCAGCAAACGGCAAAAUGGGCGGCUUUACAAGGAAGCGCAAACGUUAAGGUGCCUUUACUGGGUUGUCUGGUCAUUUCUGUAUAGAGAAAUUAUCUAAACUAGCAGGCAAUCUCUUUAAUUACAGUUGGAAUCGACUAUAAAGCAGGUUAUAUUUAAAUAUUAGCAUGCAGAUUUGUGUUUG